AUGAAAUCGUGGCGAUUUGAUAUUGGUUUGAUGGUUCUCUAUCAAUUAACAUUAUUCUUUUCGGUUCAAUUAUUAUUUGUUAUAUUUCUUGAAUAUAUGCCAUCAACAUAUUGUGAUAAAAAUGAUUAUUGUUAUAAAAUGAGCAGUAAAUGUUUAACAAAAUAUGAUAAUUCAAAACCAAAUUUAUGUUCAACUGGAAAUAAUAAUAAUGAAAUAUCGAUGGAAUGUGUAAAAGAAUCAAAAAAUGUUGAUUAUUAUUCAGCACAAUUUGAAUAUCAACAAGAAUGUGGAAAUCUUCGAUGGAUAUCAGCAACAACAAUUACUUAUGUUGGAACUGUUUUGGGUAAUGCAAUUCUUGGAUAUCUUUCUGAUAAAAUUGGUCGACGUCCUGUUUAUUUAAUUGCUGUUUGUAUUGGUAUACCAUCAUUAAUUAUAAGUGCAUUAUUUGAUAGUGUUAUAAUAUUUUACAUUUUUCGAUUUCUUGUUGGAUUUGCAGCUGCUGGAACAUUAACUGUUGGUUGGACAUAUGGUUCAGAAAUGAUAUCACCAGAAAGAAGAUUUAGGUUUGUUAUUAUUCAUUUUAUUAUUUUUUGUUAAAACAUUAAUUAUUACAAUUACAGAUUGAGAACUUAUCCAAAUUGGGCAAAUGCAAGAAUGAUGCAAGUUGGUGUUGCUUAUUUAGCUGGAAAUUGGAGAAUUACAUCAUAUAUUUGUGCAGCAAUUUCAACUUUGAUUAUUCCAAUGAUUUGGUAUUUACCUGAAUCUCCAGUUUAUCUUGAACAAAAAAGAAAAUAUGAAAAAGCAGAUGCUGCGAGAAAAAAGAUUGCCAAACUUUCAAAUGAAACUGUUGAUGAAACAAAAACAUUGAAAUCUGAUAAGAAUUCUCCAGUGAAUUCUCCUCGAAUUCCACUUCGAACAAUCACAUUCAAAACAAUGCUAAAAAGUCCAGCACUUCGAAGAAAUUUCCUUAUUUUAUGUUUUAUGUGGUGGUAUGUUGGAACUGCAAUUUAUAUCACCGAUUUGAAUGGUUCCGACAUGACAAAAAACUUUUAUGUCGGACAAUUCUUUGCUGGACUUGUUCUGACUGUUUCGAAGAUUGUGAGUUUCGGAAGUUUUUAUAAUUAAAAAAAAUUAUCUAAACGUUUUCAUAUUUUUAGAGUAUUGGUCUUAUCGAACCACGAUUUUCAUGGAUUGGAAGACGAACUGUUUUUCUUUCUGCUCAAGCAAUUUCAAUUAUUACUUACAUUAUAAUUCUUAUACUUCUUUAUACAGACAACAAAAGUUCAAUAAUUUAUACAAUUGUAUAUAUGUGUGCUUUUGCAUUUCAAUCAGUUUGUCUCGAACCAUGUUAUCUUUGUCUUGCGGAACUUGUUCCAACUGAUAUGAGGAGUACUGUAGGUGCUAUUUGUAAUAUUCUUAUGAAAGUUGGCUCUUUGAUGGCUUCAUUUACGGUAAUUAAUAUCACAAUGAUUUUAAAAAUAUUCAAAAAUUCUUUUUUUUUCAGAAAGAAAUCAAAUAUGCAUAUGAACCUGGUCUUUUCUGGAUGAAUUUGGUUUUGACUUCUGUUGGAAUUACCGUAGUUUACUUUAUACUACCAGAAUCUAGAAAUCAAGAUAUUGCUCUUAUUGGUCAAGAUGAAACUGACGAUUCGGACAAAGCGACCCAAGAUCUGGAAUCUACUGUCACAUCAAAAAAUGCCACAGAAAAGACAGCUGACUCGGAAACUUCAGAAUCUUCGAGUCCAACACCAAUGAGUUCAAUAAAAUUCGAUACAACUCAAAGUACUAGUGAAUCUGAAAAAAGAAAGAAUAACUCGGAACAAAAAAGAAAAGUUUGA
Messenger RNA from Caenorhabditis angaria, 1837 nucleotides. The record is from the annotation of a GenBank genome assembly. NCBI's taxonomy places the organism in Eukaryota, Metazoa, Nematoda, Chromadorea, Rhabditida, Rhabditidae.